AAUAAUAAAGUUCUAACACGCAUCUGAAUGUUGAUUAAAAUUUUGUCCACUUUUUUAACUCCCUGUAUAUUGGAGUAAUAAACUUACCAUCUCUUACAAACUAUUUGAAGCAAUAAUGUGAAACACCUUGUUCUCAGCUCAGUAAGAUGAUAUACGUUUCUGCGAUCGGAUCCAUUGAGGAUGUUAUACAUUUCAACGUAUUCCUCUUGGACCACAAGUAUUGUAGGUAUUUCGUUAGGAAUUAUAUACACCAAGAUUAAGAAUCGUAAGGUCGCCAAGAGCAAAAUCUUAUCGCUGUCGUAUCUAUUAUUGUUGUUUGCUUUACCCUCUGCAGCAAUUUUGAUAUCAGGAAAGCAGUUCAAAGGUAUUACUGCAGCAAUCUUAGGUCCCUUAGUUAAACCCUUAUUUACUAGUGGCAUUGGAAUUGGAAUUUUAGGAAUGUCACAUAAUAUUGGAGGAAUCAUGAAGCGCUUGUGCGAAAACAGAUACGUGGUGCUAAUGAGUAAUUUCUCAUUUUCUAUAUACGUUUUCCAGAUGUUAAUAAUAUUUUCUAAAGGAACUGGUUCAUAUUCUAUGAUGGAAUAUGGAGUUACACAAAUGUUUAAAUCUUUUCUCUUUUUCGAUGCUCCAGUAUCUAUAAUAGUUGGAGUUGUCGGUGCGCUGAUAUUUGAACAACCUGGGAUUAAUUUGCAAAAAAAUUUUUUACCUCGACUGACAUAUGGUAGAGGGAAGCAGCAAGAUUAAUAUAAUGUAUUUUUGGUGUAAAUAUUUUGUUACAAUUAUUCUAUUUAUUGACCUCAGUCCUUUUUUAGUAAAGAU
Anoplophora glabripennis (Asian longhorned beetle) is the source of this 819-nucleotide messenger RNA. RefSeq lists its product as uncharacterized. Lineage: Eukaryota; Metazoa; Arthropoda; Insecta; Coleoptera; Cerambycidae. Bases 181 to 744 code for a protein of 187 amino acids. The record is from RefSeq and is a predicted model, not a curated record. The transcript has 4 exons.